AGAGACUCAGGUGAAGCGCGGACGGAGGGAGGCUGUCGCUUUAAGAAGUUGUUGCAUGGAGAAGCUGGUGAUUUUCCACUCAAACUGAUAUUUAACCAAACGCGCACAAGCGGAUAGAAACAAUGGUCUCUCAGAAAAAUAGAUGAUAUAGUUUCACUUUAAACUUAUACGCUACAAAAACAAGGAACAACAGGCUGCCUAUUACGACGAGAGCAUGGCACAAAAAGAGAAAUUCCAAUGCUUAAAGGAUUUUCACAAGGACACCCUGAAACCUUCGCCGGGGAAGAGCCCAGGCACACGGCCUGAGGACGAGGCUGAAGGCAAGGCUCCUCAGAGAGAGAAGUGGGCCAGUAAGCUCGACUUUGUCCUGUCCGUAGCCGGAGGCUUUGUUGGAUUAGGAAACGUCUGGCGCUUUCCUUACCUUUGUUAUAAAAAUGGUGGAGGUGCGUUUCUCAUCCCUUACUUCAUCUUCCUGUUUGGGGGUGGCCUGCCUGUGUUCUUCCUGGAGGUCGCACUGGGCCAGUACACCUCUGAAGGAGGGAUCACCUGCUGGGCCAAGCUCUGCCCCAUCUUCACUGGUAUUGGCUAUGCCUCUGUCGUGAUCGUAUCUCUACUAAACAUCUAUUACAUUGUGAUCUUGGCCUGGGGACUCUACUACCUGUUUCAGUGCUUUCAGCCGGAACUCCCCUGGUCUAAAUGCAACCAGCCCUGGAACACCGAAUACUGUAUAGAGGACACAGUCCGCAAGAACAAAACCCUAUGGCUAGCAGCCAACAUGACCAACUUUACCUCCCCUGUCACCGAGUUCUGGGAACGCAACGUACUGAGCAUCUCCACUGGGAUUGAGGACAUAGGGCCCCUGAAGUGGGACCUGGCCCUGUGUCUCCUAGCAGUGUGGGUUGUCUGCUUCUUCUGCAUCUGGAAGGGAGUUAAGACCACUGGGAAAGUGGUGUACAUAACAGCAACUUUCCCAUUUGUGAUGCUGAUUGUGCUUCUGGUGCGUGGAGUGACCCUGCCUGGGGCAUCUGAAGGGAUCAAAUUCUACCUUUACCCUAACCUGACCCGCCUACAAGACCCAGAGGUGUGGAUUGAUGCGGGGACCCAGAUUUUCUUCUCUUACGCCAUUUGCCUGGGAGCCAUGACAUCACUGGGGAGCUACAACAAAUACAAAUACAAUUGCUACAGGGACUGUUUGCUGCUGGGAGGCCUCAACAGCGGUACCAGUUUUGUGUCUGGCUUCGCAAUAUUUUCCGUCCUGGGCUUCAUGGCACAAGAACAAGGGGUGGACAUUGCCGAUGUGGCAGAGUCAGGUCCUGGCUUGGCCUUCAUUGCCUACCCUAAAGCUGUGUCCAUGAUGCCGCUGCCAACCCUCUGGGCCGUCCUCUUCUUUAUCAUGCUGCUGCUUCUGGGCCUUGACAGCCAGUUUGUUGAAGUGGAAGGACAGAUCACCUCUAUUGUGGAUCUAUAUCCGGCCAUCCUCAGGAAGGGUUACCGACGGGAGAUCUUUAUAGCUGUGAUGUGUUUCAUGAGCUAUCUCUUGGGACUUGCCAUGGUAACAAAAGGUGGCAUGUAUGUGUUUCAACUCUUUGACUACUAUGCAGCCAGUGGUGUGUGCCUUUUGUGGGUUGCAUUCUUUGAAUGCAUUGCUGUAGCCUGGGUUUAUGGAGUUGAUAAUUUCUACGAUGGCGUUGAGGAUAUGAUUGGCUACAGACCAAACGCGUGGAUGAAAUGGAGCUGGACCAUAAUUACUCCUGUCCUCUGCAUGGGCUGCUUUGUCUUCUCCUUGGUCAAGUACAAGCCCUUGACCUAUAACAAGGUGUAUGAGUACCCGGACUGGGCCAUCGGUUUGGGCUGGUUAAUGGCCCUGUCCUCCAUGAUGUGUAUUCCCAUGGUGAUGGUCAUCAAGAUCUUACAGUCUGAGGGAUCCCUGAUUGAGAGGAUCAAAGCAGUGGCAGCCCCAGCGAAGUCAGGCGUGAGCUCUCGCCCAAAAGAGUACAACUUGAAGGGCAACGAGUUGACACAGCCCCUGGACCCAAGCAGUAACAAUGGCUUGAUCAAGCCCACCCACACCAUUGUAGAAACAACUAUGUGAGCACUCUCUGUGAGAGGAAAAAGAUUAAUGUGCUUUCUGUAUUAUUAUCAUAUUUGCUAACUUUGAUAAUAGUAGAUUUGCAUCAUCCAUUAUAUUCACAUUAGAGAUACCCUGGUUUGAUUUAUAUGAAGAGAGUUAUAUAUUAUUGUUGUAAUGUUUUAUUCUCUAAUUGUUUUUUUAUUUUUUACUAUAUUGAUAUUGUUGAUUACAUUUGUUGUUUCUGUAGUUGGCACUGAUCUCAGUUUAGGCACUUUUUGAGAUAGAAAAAGUUCAUUGUUUACUACAUUUCUGUUGAUUCCAGAGACGAGAUAAGGAAUUAGCUUUUUUUGGGUGUAAUAGAAGAAAAGAUUAAAUUCUCACUUCACAUAAAUUUGGUAAACUAAACAAGUAAUUAACCGCGUAUAAGAAAACUAAACAUCCUCACGAUUGUGGCAGUCUCGUUGCCCAAGCUAACCUCUAAUUUUGUUGUUGUUGUUGUUGUUGUUGUUGUUGUUCAUCCCUGCAGUUAAAAUGAAUGUACCUCGCUAGAAGCGGAAGUGAGCCACCCACGUCUCUCAGAGUAAACACAGCAUUUUAAGUGGCAAUAUGCAGUGAAUAGAGUUAAACUUGCUUUACAUCCUUUAAAUUACAAGUUGAACAAGGCGUUGGCCAAAUACUGUGAGAAAUGCAUUCAUAAGAAGAUCUAUCCAUCCUCAAAAACAGAAUGAGAUAAAAAAAAACAGCUAAGGAAGAGGAAAUAAGGAGAAAAGGGAAGUGGCAUUUUUAGAGUAUUUGUACACAGCCUGUGUGACUUCUAUAGUCAGUCCCAGUGCAUUUUUUGAAACCUCUUUUUGCACUUUAUGUAAUUUCACCUUUAUUGUAGUAUUUGUUUUUAUUGUUGCAAGGUAGUUGCAUUUGCAACACAUUUCAGGAAGAAAUAUAUUUUUAGCUUCUAACUUUUUUUGAUAUUGUAAACUUUGGUAUACAGCAUCUAUUUGUCUUCUUGCUAAGAUGAUAACAAAUUAGAAUAGAAAUCUGACAUCAAUAUAUAUUUAGAAGGAUCUGUGAGAACAUCACUUUAAACUAAAAACAUUACUUUUUCUAAGUAUCCUGACAACUCUCCAUCGUGCUCAUUACAGAAGCAGACAUGCUAUGCAGAACUACCACUGGAUUCUAGUUUUUAGUGAUCGGUUUAGGCAUUUGUAUUGUAGAAUUUGAAUUGUUUGUAAAUCACAUAUGCCUUUUGUAACAAUUUUAUACUGUACAUGACAUAAAAAACCAUCACUGAUAAAUUAUUUUUGCUGAAAACUCAAAAAAAGCAAUUUGUUUCUAAAUAUUGAUUACAUUGUGAGCCAGGAUUACAUUUUUCAGUGUGCAAUAUUCACUGAAGCAUUGGCAUUCUGUGCUCGCUCAAAAUGCACCAUCAAAUUUAGAAUAAUGUUCAAAAAUCCAUCAAAUUGCACAGUUGGAUACAAAAUCUAAAACAUGUGCAGGAGCCACCACAAUACCAAGCUGCUUUGUCUGUUAAAAUCUUGGAGAUUCAUGUGUACCAAAGUAUUUUUGUCUCACAGUUGUCCCCUUUUGAGAUGCACAUUGCAUCAUUUCUAUAUAGAUUACAAAUAAACAUAUUUUUUCUUUGGA
Etheostoma cragini (Arkansas darter) is the source of this 3712-nucleotide messenger RNA. RefSeq names its product sodium- and chloride-dependent taurine transporter-like. Bases 215 to 2092 code for a protein of 625 amino acids. NCBI's taxonomy places the organism in Eukaryota, Metazoa, Chordata, Actinopteri, Perciformes, Percidae. The record is from RefSeq and is a predicted model, not a curated record. Gene Ontology annotation, molecular function: taurine:sodium symporter activity. The transcript has 14 exons. Gene Ontology annotation, cellular component: plasma membrane. Gene Ontology annotation, biological process: taurine transmembrane transport; neurotransmitter transport; sodium ion transmembrane transport.